This is a messenger RNA of Knipowitschia caucasica, 447 nucleotides long. Lineage: Eukaryota; Metazoa; Chordata; Actinopteri; Gobiiformes; Gobiidae. The record is from the annotation of a GenBank genome assembly.
AUGUUAGGGAACCAAGAAGAUCUACAGUGUUCUGAACCCUGUUCUAACCCUAACACCCAGGUCUGCUCCACCUCCUCCACCUCCUCCUCCAUCACACACUCCAUCGUCAACACCCAGGACUUCAAGGGCUUGCGAGAGGUGAGGUUGGACAGUCCCUCUGGCUCCUCCAACUCCUCGUGGUCCUCGUCCAUAUUUCCCAGCUCAGAAAUUACUUCCAUUAGUUCGGAGCAGAUUCUGACGCCUCUGUCCACAUGGAACCAGCCUCUGUCCACAUGGAACCAGCCUCUGUCCACAUGGAACCAGCCGCUGUCCACAUGGAACCAGCCUCUGUCCACAUGGAACCAGCCUCUGUCCACAUGGAACCAGCCGCUGGAGCAGGACGCUACAGGAGCCGGCGAGGACAAGAUGGUUUGGAAGGAGACGUCCUUUCUGGGCAAUGAAGGGUAA